Haliotis rufescens (red abalone) is the source of this 2602-nucleotide messenger RNA. Its product is annotated as E3 ubiquitin-protein ligase TRIM56-like. Bases 215 to 2332 code for a protein of 705 amino acids. The record is from RefSeq and is a predicted model, not a curated record. The transcript is spliced from 3 exons. Lineage: Eukaryota; Metazoa; Mollusca; Gastropoda; Lepetellida; Haliotidae. Gene Ontology annotation, molecular function: zinc ion binding; protein binding.
ACACCUAUAAAUAGCAGUUUUGGGGGGUGUCCCAAUGCACCCCGUGUCCCAAAGCACCCUGUGUCCCGAAGCACCCCGGUCUCCCCUAUUUACGCCGCUCGGCCACUUGACUUUGAUACUGAGACCGAUCCUGAUGUAUUCGUUUGUAUACAUCAGGUGUGUCUGUUACAGAUACAGAGUAUACAAGGGCUGAUUUUGUCUUUGUGGAGAUAAGAUGACAACCUCCCAGAAGUUAACAGAACACUUCCUGACAUGCACGAUAUGUACAGAGGUGUUUGACAAGCCCUGUACACUUGUAUGUAAUCACACCUUCUGUCGGAAAUGUGUGGUCAGCUACACCAAAACCAGACCAGAAGCCAUCAGUGCCAAGUCUCUCCUGUGUCCAUUCUGCAGGAAGAUGACGAAAGUGUCUGCCCCUGAGAGACCAGUGGAGGAGUGGGCGGAUGACGUCAAGCCCAGCUUUGUCAUCCAGGGUCUUUUGGACUCGUUUGGCCCCGGAUCUAAAGAUACGACUCACUGCAGUUAUUGCAAGGAGGAAGGGGAGACAACUCCAGCUUCAUCUUGGUGCUCUGUUUGUGACGACGCACUCUGUGAACGAUGUAUUCGAGUACACAGACGAAUUCCAUCUUCCCGACACCAUGACGUAGUUGACCUGUCUGGAGAGACAAAGGUGAAGGUCAAGAGAAAGGUCAUGUGUAAAGUUCACAAAGAUGAAAAUAUCAAAUAUAUUUGUAAAGAUUGUAAAACAGCUGUUUGUCAAACAUGCUGCAUUAUUCAUCACAGGAAAUGUGACUUGGUUGUUGAAAUUGAGUCUGAGAUUCCUGCAAUGAAAACCGAGCUGAGAAAGAAUAAAGAGGAUUUGUUGAAGAAACACAACGAGAUGAAAACACAUGUAAGAACACAAACCUCCAAAGUCGAUGACGCAUUAACGCUUUACUUACAAAUAGAAUCGAAUAUCAAGUCUGCAGGUCUCAAAGCAAUAGAGGCGAUCAAAGUCAAGGAACGGAAACUUUGGGCUGAACUGAAAGAAAUGUCUGACAAACACAUUGGAGAACUGAAGGCAGACAUAAAGUCAGGUGAGAUGUCAGUACAGAUGUACCAACAACAGGCUGAGCUGAUAGACCAGACUCUACAAUCUGAGUGUGACAUGGGUGUGUAUGAGAUGUACCAGGGAUGUGAGGCCGGUGAUGUGGAGGCUGUCGGAGUCACAGACGUGAAGGAGAAGGGAAGAAUAGCCAGGAUCAUGUUCAGACAGGACACGGACAAGCUGAGUAGAGCACUGGACGAUCUACAGCUGGGUGAGAUAGACGUCCUGUAUGAGGAUGUGCUGGACCUGAAGGCUACUCCUGUGUUACAGGACAACAUUAACGUGCUGGACCUGAAGGCUACUCCUGUGUUACAGGACACCAUUAACGUGCUGGACCUGAAGGCUACUCCUGUGUUACAGGACACCAUUAACGUACUGGACCUGAAGGCUACUCCUGUGUUACAGGACACCAUUAACGUGCUGGACCUGAAGGCUACUCCUGUGUUACAGGACACCAUUAACGUCAGAGUAGCAGGAGAUACAUAUGGCGCAAACCUCUUUGACGUGACGGUGUUAGUGGUGAAUGAUACAGACACAGUGGUAGUCACAGACGAUAACAACAACAGUGUGAAGUCCUUCUACACCAGGAACAAGCAGCCAGGUCACAGCAGGCUCAGUGUGGGUGAUCCUCCGUGGGGUAUAACAAUGUUGAAUGACAACCAGGUGGCUGUCACUGUGCCGGAUACCAGAGAGAUUGUAACAGUACAAGUCAACCCUGACCUGGUGCUGCUGUCAACCAUCAAAACCAGCAAACACUACUACGGUAUAACGUCUCUGACACCAUCAACACUCGCAGCAAGUUCCAUCUCCCCUCCCUGUGUUGAUAUCCUGGGUAUGACGGGACACGUGCUGAAGUCAUUAUGUCCAGGCCAACCAAGUAGAUACAUCUUGAAGAUUCCCACCUUCCUCUGUACCACGAGGACAGGAAACAUCCUGGUGUCUGACUGGGGAUCCACGUGUGUCGUGUGUCUGACUCCCGAGGGAGACGUGGUGUUCACCUACAGCCCUACAGGAGACACAACACUGAAGUAUCCACACGGUAUCACAAGUACCAGCACAGGCGACAUCCUGGUGACAGACCACCAUCUACACAGAGUCCUCCAUCUGACUGAGUCAGGGCAGUUUGUUAGAAACAUACUGACAUCACUGGAUGGUGUCCAGUAUCCACGUGGAGUGUGUGUUGGUGGGCGUGGCCGUAUGUACGUGUGUACACCAGAUGGAGUGAAGGUAUUUACAUGUAAGUGAGUGAACAUGUCACAAUUCUCCUUUCAAAAAACUAUAGUCACGUCUUUGUUGGGGGAUUUAAGUGUAGUGAUAUGUGUCAUUGUGUAUUUACCUGUAAGCACCUUUCACUGUAUUGGGUAAAAUCAAAUUCUACGUUUGUGUUGAAGCUCUCAUCUUAGCCUUACUAUUUGAAUGUGAUGAAUGAAGAUUUAACUUGUUUACACAUUCUUCGUGUACUGCUCGCAUUGAGAUCUAUUCUGAGCAUUGUCUAAUUUUAUAUAUUAUGAACUU